AUGGCAAACAUUUCGCAGUGCUACUACUGUUUUGAAACACUAUUAGCGUCAUAUGAAGACCGAGCACCUCCUGCUCUGAGCAUCAUAGAGUCCUUGUGGGAAAAACACGAACACUCCAAGAAACUUGCCCAUGUGGGAGCUCAGCUUGACGACGACGAAGAUGACGAUGAAGAAGAGGAGGAGGAUAAUGAGGAGGAUGCGGAAGAGGCAUCUAUAAAUAAAGCUGCCACCAAUGCGGAGGGCAAAUCUGCACCCAGGGCCACACCGUCGGAUAGCUCUCGGAGCUUGAGACCAUCCGUGAUCAGUCGUUUACAAAGUGAAACUUCUUCCGAUUCAUCUAGCCUUGCCACGACCCCGUCUCGCGCGUCCAACAUGUCCUCGCGAUCCGGGGCGUCUAGUAGCACGGCCGCAACAACACCCAGCGCUCGUUCUGAACGAGUGAGCGCAAGAGCAACCUCUACCGGGCAGCGAUAUCCUCUAUUCGUCACUUGGAACGCCAUGUCACGGGGCCACAAGUCUCUCCGAGGCUGUAUAGGUACAUUCGAAGCACAGGAUCUCGAGGCCGGCCUCAAGUCUUAUGCCCUGACUUCGUACGUGAUACUGAUCUCCCCUUUUAUGCUUUCAAACUUCCAGUCGCUCGUGCUCAUUCCUAUUGAUACUCCUUCCGUUCUCCAUCUCUUCAAACGUAGAGACCUGACUGACGUCGUGGCUCCGCAAAUGUGCCGUUUCAGUGCCUUUGACGAUUCUCGCUUCUCUCCCAUUCCGCGAUCUCUUUUACCGUCACUCUCAUGCUCCCUCACCCUGUUGGGCUCGUUCGAACCCUGCACCAACGCUCUAGACUGGACCCUAGGAACCCACGGCAUUCGCAUCUCUUUCGUUCACCGCGGGCGACGAUACGGGGCUACAUAUCUCCCCGACGUCGCCGUAGAACAGGGAUGGACCAAAGAAGAGGCGAUCGAGAGUCUCAUGCGCAAAGCAGGAUGGGACGGAGGUUCCGGUGGUGUGGCUCGCCGUUUGCUUCGCACCGGAACCAGUUCCGGCGGUACCAAGCCCUGGCAACAGGUCUCUGAUUUUCGCACUGUUCGAUACCAGGGUCACAAAGCCAGUGCUAGUUAUGAGGAUUGGCAGGAGUGGCGGGAGUGGGUGCUGUCGCUGGACGAUGGCCCCGAAAUCUUGGGAUCAGCCUGA
This is a messenger RNA of Penicillium diatomitis, 1188 nucleotides long. RefSeq names its product AMMECR1 domain-containing protein. Bases 1 to 1188 code for a protein of 395 amino acids. The transcript has a single exon. Lineage: Eukaryota; Fungi; Ascomycota; Eurotiomycetes; Eurotiales; Aspergillaceae. The record is from RefSeq and is a predicted model, not a curated record.